This is a messenger RNA of Protobothrops mucrosquamatus (brown spotted pit viper), 3015 nucleotides long. It is a transcript of the gene TOP3A, whose product is annotated as DNA topoisomerase III alpha. Gene Ontology annotation, biological process: DNA topological change. Gene Ontology annotation, molecular function: zinc ion binding; DNA binding; DNA topoisomerase type I (single strand cut, ATP-independent) activity. NCBI's taxonomy places the organism in Eukaryota, Metazoa, Chordata, Lepidosauria, Squamata, Viperidae. Gene Ontology annotation, cellular component: chromosome; nucleus. The record is from RefSeq and is a predicted model, not a curated record. The coding region runs from base 1 to 3015 and encodes 1004 amino acids. The transcript has 19 exons.
AUGUUCGGUCAGGCCAGAGGAUUGGCUUGGGGAACCGUGAAGUUCUUCUCCUGGUCCUCCAACCUUUGGUUCAGGCCGACGGCGAAGACCAUGACGCUUCGCAACCUCCAGAAGGUUCUCUGUGUGGCAGAGAAAAAUGAUGCAGCCCGUGGGAUUGCAGACAUCCUUUCGAACAGCAGGAUGAGGAGGAGGGAAGGAAUGUCCAAGUUCAACAAGAUCUAUGAAUUCCAGUAUCACUUGUUUAACCAGAAUGUGACUUUGAUUAUGACAUCUGUGUCCGGACACUUGCUGACUCAGGAUUUCAAGGCACCAUUUCGGAAAUGGCAUAGCUGUAACCCCUUGGUCCUUUUCGAUGCAGAAAUUGAGAAAUUCUGCCCUGAAAACUACAUGGACAUUAAGCGCACUCUUGAGCGAGAGGUUCAGCCGUGCCAGGCCCUGGUGAUCUGGACCGAUUGUGAUCGCGAAGGGGAGAACAUUGGCUUUGAAAUCAUUCACGUGUGUAAAGCAGUGAAGCCAAACCUGCAGGUGUUCCGAGCCCGCUUCUCGGAGAUCACACCCCGGGCUAUCCAGUCCGCUUGCGAGAACCUCACCCAGCCAGAUCCGAACACCAACGAUGCUGUGGAGGUGAGGCAAGAGCUGGACCUCAGAAUAGGUGCUGCCUUUACCCGGUUCCAGACCUUGAGGCUUCAGAAGAUCUUCCCGGAGGUGUUAGCAGAACAGCUCAUUAGCUACGGCAGUUGUCAGUUCCCCACCCUGGGCUUUGUGGUGGAAAGAUUCAAAGCUAUUCAAGCCUUCGUUCAAGAAACAUUCUACAAAAUUAAAGUGACUCACGACCACGAAGAAGGUACUGUGGACUUCAGCUGGAAGAGGCACCGUCUCUUCAACCACACGGCGUGUCUUGUCCUCUACCAGAUGUGCAUGGAGGAUCCUCAGGCCACCGUUGUGGAGGUUGGAAGCAAACCCAAGAGCAAAUGGAGACCUCUGCCGCUGGACACGGUGGAACUUGAGAAAUUGGCUUCCCGUAAGCUGAAAAUAAAUGCCAAGGAAACCAUGAAGAUUGCCGAGAAGCUGUAUACCCAAGGGUACAUAAGUUACCCCCGAACAGAGACCAACAUUUUCCCCAAAGACCUAAACCUCUCCCAGCUGGUGCAGCUUCAGACUCAAGACCCCCACUGGGGAGCCUUUGCGCAAAGGAUCCUGGACCAAGGCAGGCCAACCCCACGGCAGGGGGCAAAGUCAGAUCAGGCUCACCCUCCCAUUCACCCCACCAAAUACGCCGGUAAUUUGCAGGGCAACGAGCAGCGCCUGUAUGAAUUCAUCGUCCGCCACUUCCUGGCCUGCUGUUCCGAAGAUGCGAAGGGGCAGGAAACCACGGUGGAGAUCGAUAUAUCCUACGAGCGCUUCGUGGCUCACGGGCUGAUGAUCCUGGCCAGAAAUUACCUGGACGUUUACCCUUACGAAAGGUGGAGUGACAAGGUUAUCCCCCUCUACGAGAAGGGCUCCUGCUUCCAACCCACCACUGUGGAGAUGGUGGAAGGGGAGACCAGCCCGCCCCAGCUGCUCACCGAAGCUGAUCUCAUUUCCCUGAUGGAGAGACACGGCAUCGGAACCGACGCCACCCACGCGGAACACAUCGAGACCAUCAAGUCCCGCAUGUACGUGGGGCUCACCCCGGACCAGCGCUUCCUUCCGGGACACCUGGGGAUGGGGCUGGUGGAAGGCUACGACUCCAUGGGCUACGAGAUGUCCAAACCGGAUCUUCGAGCCGAACUGGAAAACGACCUGAAGCUGAUCUGCGAGGGGAAGAAGGACAAGUCCGUCGUGCUCCGAGAGCAGAUCCAGAAAUAUAAGCAAGUCUUUGUGGCCGCCGUGGCCAAGGCUAAAAAGUUGGAUGAGGCUUUGGCUCAGUAUUUUGGGGAGAUGACCCAGGUGGCACAGGAGGAUGACAUUUACCCAGCGAUGCCCGAUCCGGUUAGGAAAUGCCCGCAGUGCAACUCCGACAUGAUCCUGAAGACCAGGAAGAACGGAGGCUUCUAUCUCAGCUGCUUGGGCUACCCUGCUUGUAAAUCCUCGGUCUGGUUUCCUGAUUCCGUGCUGGAAGUCAGCAAGGAUGAUUCUGUCUGCGACGUCUGCAGGCCGCCCCCGGUGCAUCGGCUGAAACUGAAGUUCAAGCGAGGCAGCCUCCCGGCCGUGAUGCCUCUCCAGUUUGUGGGCUGCAUCGGUGGCUGCGAUGAAAACCUCAGGCAGAUCCUAGACCUGAAGUACCUGCAAGGACCAGCCAGGGUUCCAGCCCAGCCGAGGAAUCUCCCCAGCGAAGCCCCUGGCUCCCUCAGUGGCGUGAUCCACGGCCGUGGCCAGCGCGUGCUUGCUCGGGCACCCCCUCCUGCCCCCGCACACAGGACUCCUCCAGCGCUCGCCAAUGAGGACGAGAACAAUGCCGUGGUGUGCAAUUGUGGCCAGGAGGCCCUGCUUCUCACCGUCCGCAAAGAAGGGCCCAACCAAGGCAGGCAGUUUUACAAAUGCAACACGGGCAGCUGCCGAUUCUUCCUGUGGUCUGACCAGCAGGAGCCCAGCAACGGGACAUCUGGGCUCCUGGCACCGCCCCCCAGCUCUUCCCUGCCAGGGCAGAGAACCGCAGCAGGGCCCAGGAGGGUGGGCUCCAAUCCCGGAGCCAGCGCUGGCCGAGGAAGCCCUCUCUGCAGGUGUGAGCAGCCUGCGGUGUCCAGGACGGUCCAGAAAGAAGGACCCAACAAGGGGCGCCAGUUCCACACCUGCUCCAAGCCGAGGGAGCAGCAGUGCGGCUUUUUCGAGUGGGCAGAUGAGAGCGUGUUGCCAGCUCCCUCCACCUUCCCUUCUAGCCAUUUUGGGGGCGAGUGGGCCAAACGGGGCCCUGGGGCCAAAGCGAAAAGAUCAGACAGCGAUUCCUCUUUGACGGCACCUCUGAAGAGACCACGGACGUGCAGCGUUUGCCACCAGCCUGGCCACACCAAGACCACGUGUCCACAAAAUCACUGA